Molecule: messenger RNA, 1069 nt
Organism: Anopheles funestus (African malaria mosquito)
Lineage: Eukaryota; Metazoa; Arthropoda; Insecta; Diptera; Culicidae
Product: WD repeat domain-containing protein 83
Exons: 2
Coding region: 112-1023 (303 amino acids)
Biological process (GO): mRNA splicing, via spliceosome
Cellular component (GO): catalytic step 2 spliceosome
Molecular function (GO): protein binding
Source: RefSeq, a predicted model, not a curated record
AAAACGAUAAGUUUGACAACCGGCGAAGAGUGCGCACUGGAAUGUUUACAAACAUCGCGCGUACAAUGGCAUAAAAAAUCACCCCACACGGAAUACGGGUUUGGUUUCGUGAUGGAUUUAGUGGCCAAGCGAAGUAUUAAUUGUGAACAAGGAGCAGUGCGAGCAGUGCGUUAUAAUGUUGAUGGAUCGUACUGCUUGUCGUGUGGCUCGGACAAAAAAAUCAAGCUAUGGAACCCUCGGACAGGAUUACUACUGAAAACAUAUGGUGGCCACGCCGACGAGGUAAUGGAUGCUGCGAGUAGCUGCGAAAGUAGUUAUAUCGUAUCGGCUUCCCUUGAUAAAAGUGUCAUUUACUGGGAUGUAUCGACCGGGCUACCAGUUCGACGACUCCGAGGUCAUGCCGGUGGCGUUACCUGCAUACGCUUCAACGAAGAAUCGUCGAUUGCCGUUUCGGGCUCGAAAGAUAACACGGUUGCAUGUUGGGACAUACGCACUCGAAAGCUAGACGCUGUACAAACGAUGCGAGAAGCCAAGGAUUGCAUUACAGCGCUUGUGGUGAGCGAACACAAGAUCAUCUCCAGCUCACUGGAUGGAUCGAUCCGGCAGUAUGACAUACGGGCCGGAGAGCUUGUCUGUGAUACAAUCGGUGUUCCGAUAACGUAUCUGGUGCAAACGCGCGAUGGCCAGUGCCUGUUAGCGGCUUGCUCCGAUGGUACAAUUCGACUGAUCGAUAACGAUUCCGGUGAACUUCUAUCCGAGUACAAAGGACACCGGGUGGAUGACUAUACGAUCGAGUGCGGAAUUAUUUCGGCCGAUACGAAAAUCGUUUCCGGAUCGGCUGAAGGUGCAGCAGUCGUUUGGGACCUUUUGGAGGGCACUGAAGUGCGAAGGUUACGCAUAGGAAGCGAAGUUGUGCAUUCGUUAGCGCCACAUCCCACGGGGAAAGACAUUUUAUUCGCUCGCAAACGGCACAUUGAGGUGUGGGGUGAACCGGAAGAAAUUGUAGAAGAAAUAGAAGAUUAAAAUAAAAUAAAAACACUAUUGUUACGAUAUCAAAGAACAAACAAAA